UGCAUAUCAUACAAGAGAGGAAGCAAUAAAAGCUAAUAGAAAGUCACCACAUCUUAAUGAAAUCUGGAGACUUAGACGAAAUGCAAAUAUAGCAAAUUUUGAAAGUAUAAAAUUUCUGGCAACACUCCAUGAUAUAGAUAAAUUCGAAGAAAACAAUCCUAAUUAUGUUAUUAAUAUAUUUAAACCAUUUUAUAGAGAAACUUUUGAAAAAAUAAAA
This is a messenger RNA of Diversispora eburnea, 217 nucleotides long. NCBI's taxonomy places the organism in Eukaryota, Fungi, Glomeromycota, Glomeromycetes, Diversisporales, Diversisporaceae. The record is from the annotation of a GenBank genome assembly.